Diaporthe citri is the source of this 1056-nucleotide messenger RNA. RefSeq lists its product as uncharacterized. The record is from RefSeq and is a predicted model, not a curated record. The transcript is spliced from 6 exons. Bases 1 to 1056 code for a protein of 351 amino acids. Gene Ontology annotation, biological process: transmembrane transport. Gene Ontology annotation, molecular function: transmembrane transporter activity. Lineage: Eukaryota; Fungi; Ascomycota; Sordariomycetes; Diaporthales; Diaporthaceae.
AUGGCUUCGUGCGCCAUGGCACCAACCGCGGCCCAGAAGACCACGGCUGCCGAGCCUGACCCCGGGAUGAACCAGACUCCUGAACCAUGUACGGUCUUUACAAGGCUAGAGAAAUGCUGCAUCGUCGCCAUGAUAUCUUACGCAUCCUGGUCUGCCAACCUCAGCACCUUUAUCUUCCUCCCAGCACUGAAGCCCUUGUCCGAAGCUUUCGAAGUGUCGGUGGACAAGAUCAACCUCAUAAUCACCGUCUACAUGGCCGUUGGAGCGGUGGUCCCGCUGUUUGUUGGACACGCUGCGGAUAUCCUAGGGAGACGGGCGGCGUAUGUCGUGACGCUGUUCUUGUUUGCCACCGCGAACCUCUGCCUCGCCCUGGCGGGAUCGGGUGAUCCUCAUCGGAUACGGUAUUCUUGGGGCCUGAUGUACGCUGUGUACUCAGCCCUCACGGCAAGUCUCUCAACGCUCUUCAUCGAGAUCUACGGUCUGAGCGAGUGGCAAGCCGGCCUGAUCUAUCUUCCGUUCGCUCUGGGUGGGACCGCCUCAACGCUCUUCUCAGGCCAUCUGCUCGACACGGCAUACAGUAAAGCCCGCACGAAGCGCGGGCUGCCGAUCGAUCGUAUCAGAGGGGACGACCUGGACAGCUUCCCAAUGGAGAGAGCACGGUUGAAUGUUAUGUGGAUACCGAUGAUUCUUAUUGCGAUUUGCACAGUAGCUUACGGAUGGGUGUUGCAGCAUAAACAGCACAUCGCGAUAUCAAUGGUCCUUCAGUUCGUGACAGGCAUGGCUUUGCAGGUCAACUUUAGCAGCUUCAACACGCUACUUGUCGAUAUCAACCAUCGUGCGCCUUCAGCCGCCAACGCAUCUACAAGUCUAGUGCGGUACGCAUUUGCGGCAAUAGUGGUCGCCUUUCUGGAGGACAUGUUUCAGUCGAUAGGCAUUGGCUGGGCUUUCACGCUGAUAGCAGGCUUCAUUGUCGUUGCUGUGGCUCUUCUUGCAUUAGAAUACUGCCGAGGCCUGGCUUGGAGGCAGGCUGCGGCUCUUAAAGAUUGUAGUUUAUAG